CCAUCAUCCAUCGCCAAAUUAACACAGUAAUACCAAAUAACAACAUAAUACGACAUCGUAUCUGACCUGUCUUUGUCUUUGUGUUCUUCAUAGCCAUCCAUGCCGAUCUACUCUUCGUCGUCUGAUUCCGAGGACCACCACCACCACCGGCGGCCGACGCCGGUGGCUUCUAGAAGGCCCCAUUUUGGUCACGGCGGUGGCAGACCCAUGCAUAUGCAUGCAAGACUUGGGGGUGGACAUGUUGCUGAUAUAUUGUUGUGGAGGAACAAGAACUUAUCUGCUGCAAUUCUGGUUGGAUUCACAUUCAUAUGGUUCCUUUUCGAAGUGAUGGAGUACACUUUUGUUAGCCUUUUGUGCCACAUUUCCAUCUUAGCAAUGGCGCUCCUUUUCCUCUGGUCUACCGGCGCUGCUUUUGUUGAUUGGAAUCCACCUAAUUAUCGAGCAUUUACCGUACCAGAAUCAACAAUUAGAUGGCUAUUAGGGAGGCUGAAUUAUUUCUUAUGGAAAUUCUGCGAAAUUUCUUCUGGACAAAAUAUAAGAACCUUUUUCUUGGUGAUCACUGUGCUGUGGAUACUGUCAGUAAUUGGAAAUUAUUUCAGCUCCUUGAAUCUUUUAUAUAUUGGUUUUGUGUGUUUGGCGACGUUGCCGGCAAUGUAUGAAAGGUAUCAGAAUGAGGUGGAUUAUCUGGCAAGUAAAGGGAAUCAAGAUAUGAAGAAAUUGUAUGACAGAUUUGAUGCCCAAGUUCUUGACAAGAUUCCUAGGAAACCUGCUAUGAAGGAAAGGAGGAGGUUCUGAUCCAAUACUAUACAUAUAAUCAGACUAAUAUAUAUAUAUACUAUGAUUGUAUGCAGUAUGAUAUGAUGUUGUAAUUUGGAAAUAAUGUAAUUUUAUUUGUAAAUGUCGUGAAAAUAAAAGGAAUGGGAUGCUGCUGCUAUUGUUAAUUUUAACGACUACUUCCCUGCAAAAGGACUACAAUCCCAAUUAUUAUACCAUGUACAACUAAUAUAAGGUCUAUUUUUAUGUAUGC
Messenger RNA from Ipomoea triloba (trilobed morning glory), 1027 nucleotides. Its product is annotated as reticulon-like protein B14. The transcript has 5 exons. The record is from RefSeq and is a predicted model, not a curated record. NCBI's taxonomy places the organism in Eukaryota, Viridiplantae, Streptophyta, Magnoliopsida, Solanales, Convolvulaceae. The coding region runs from base 100 to 795 and encodes 231 amino acids.